Messenger RNA from Bacillus rossius redtenbacheri, 2410 nucleotides. Its product is annotated as protein C12orf4 homolog. The transcript is spliced from 12 exons. The record is from RefSeq and is a predicted model, not a curated record. Bases 504 to 2201 code for a protein of 565 amino acids. NCBI's taxonomy places the organism in Eukaryota, Metazoa, Arthropoda, Insecta, Phasmatodea, Bacillidae. Gene Ontology annotation, cellular component: cytoplasm.
ACCGUACCAAGGAUGUACUAAAGAACUGACACAGCGUUUAAUAUCUUCAUUUAAACUUCCUUGUUAUGUUGAAAAAGGGAAUUAUUUGCUUACAGCCAUAAUUUAUUCUGCAUUCAUUAUGGCUGGUGUUCCUUGUAUCCAAGUUUACCCCUGGAUCCUGAAGGCUUGAUCCUGAUGGCAUGAUCAUGUUGGCUUUAUCCUGUGGUACAUGAUGAUUGCUGUUUAAGUUCAGUACCGUACAUCGAAAGAUCCUGAUGGCAUGAACCUGUUGGUUUGAUCAUGUGGACAUGAUGCUUGCGCUUUUAGAUCAGUACAUCAGAAGAUCCUGCACAUAAAAGAAAUUGCGAAAUUAAAAAAAAAAUAUUAUGAUUGUAUGUUGAAAAAUAAACCUGUUUUUUAUAAUCAUAAUUCAUUAUUAUAUGACUUCUUUUAUGUACAGGAUCUUCUGAUGUAUUGAUAUAAAACAGCAAGCAUCAUGUCCACAUGAUCAAACCAACAGGUUCAUGCCCUCAGGAUCUUUCGACGUACUGAACUUAAAUAGCAAGCAUCAUGUACCACAGGAUCUAGCCAACACAAUAAUGUCAUCAGGAUCAAGCCUUCAGGAUCUAGGGAUAAACAUGGAUACAAAGAGAUACACGAUGCGGGUAAGCAAUGAAUGGCAACAGCAGUGUGAAAACACAGAUCUCUAUCCCGCACUUGAUGCGUUCGUGAAAGAGGAGACAAACAACUUCUACGAUGAUGUAGCAGAAAAAGCAAUAGAAGAUGUUCAAACUGGUGUUAUUGAUGAAGAAAGCCUUAUUAAAUCAUGGGAGAAGGCUUUCAGGGAGGAGACGCUGGAGUACGCGGAACCGGAAGGCACCACCGAUGAGGAGCUCUUCUCGACUGUGUACCACCGCCUCGUGCACUCGCCGGCGCUGGAGACAAUACUGCAGGUGGAGCAGGCGUAUGCGCUGGCCGUGCGCGAGCUGACCACCCAGCGUGACGAGCAGCUGGCAGAGCUGGCGGCCAGCCAGACGGAGGAGAUGUCGCGUGCGGUGGAGGGCGUGCACGUGUACAGCACGGAGCAGGAGAUCAGCGCGCUGGCGGCGCGCCACUUCGAGGACCAGAACCUGCUGCAGGGACGGUGGAACAGCGAGGUGGACACGCUGCGCGAGAACCAGCGGCGCGAGUACCGCGACUGGCUCGUCAGGAUGCUGGAAGACCACCAGGUGCACGUCUCCCGGCCCACGGUGUCGCCCCCGGGGCUGCGACCAGCACAGGACUUCGCCCGCACGGGCAGCCAGGACGAACCCCAGUCGUCACCGAUGCUCGAGGAGAGCUUCACCAUCCACCUCGGCUCGCAGAUGAAGCAGAUGCACAACAUCCGCAUCCUGCGUGCAGAUGCGCUCGACUUCUGCCGAGUUUCGCCACGGCAGUCUGGGGCUCUGGAUCCACAGCCACAGCGACUGCAGACUGCCCUUGGCCUCUACUCCAGCGACCUUUGCGGGCUCGUACUCCUCACGGACAGUCACAUGGGGACGUUCUCCGGCCUCACCAAGGAGCUGAGCGGCGUGUGCCAGCAGUCCACGGAGUUCCACUUUUCGCCCGUGGAGGACCAGCUGGAGGGCGUGCGGGCGGAGGUGAAGAAGGCUGUGGCUUGGCGGCAGGCGCACUGGGGCCCAGACAACCUGGUUGGCCUCACUGCCGCAGAGCAGCAGGUGCGUAGGUUUGGCUCGUCCCGGACCCUGCAGACGGGAGACGUGUUCAUCACGCGCCACUCAAACCUGGCACAAGUGCACGUUGUGUUCCACAUGGUCGUGGAUGACUCGUUGCAGUCCAGUAAGGGGCCACAGCGCUACGGCGAUAUCAACUCCAGGCACUCGGCGAUCCUCGGGCUCCGCAACAUCCUCAAGACGGCGUGCUCCAACGACAUCACAACCCUCACAGUGCCCGUGCUUCUCACGCACGAGCUGACGGAGGAUAUGACGUUGGGCUGGUGCGCGAAGAGGGCGGAGCUUGUCUUCAAGUGCAUGAAGGGCUUUAUGAUCGAGAUGGCUUCAUGGGGCGGCUCCGAGCUCAAGAACCUGCAGUUCCUCGUUCCAAAGGGGAUUUCUGAGGAUAUUUUCAGUACACUCGCUACCAUGUUGCCGAGCAUAUUCAGGGUAUCCAACCCGCUGGUGUUUAAAGUAUCAUCAACACCCCAAACACCCAAAAGUGGAUAGCCAUAACUGUAAUUCUGUUUAGUGUGUUGAUGUCCUAUUUUUGUGCCAUCUAUUUAUAUAUAUUUAAAAUUAAUUAGAGACUAUACAUUUAUUUAUUUACGUGCAUAAUGCAUACUCAAGAUGUGUGUUAUUGUUUUCAUGGAUGUGUUAAUGUUAUUUUUUCGUAUGGUAUAGCUUAAUAACCUAUGAGUAAAUAGAUUUUUUCAAUA